GCGCGCAGUCGAGCGCGAGGUAGAGUCACGGGCGAAGGUGAGGCGUGAGUGCGGCGCGGCGCACGGUGGUCGCUCGUGUUGGUGGCUCCGAUGAUUAAUGCCACGGUCAGCUGUAAUACUUUGUGUGCGCUCGCGACAAGGCAAGCCGAAGUGAGAGAUGCGCGAGGAGAUUUGCUGAGAGACGACGCGACGACUUGUUGGCCGCCCGCGGCCGAUUAUCGACGUGCGUGAGGAGGCGUAUUCGGCGCGACAUCGCCAAGAUGGUAGAGCCUAUCUUCGACUAUCAAUUUCGGCUGAUACUGAUCGGCGACAGUACGGUCGGGAAGAGUUCUCUCCUGAAAUACUUCACCGACGGCAAGUUCGCGGAGCUUUCAGAUCCAACUGUGGGUGUGGAUUUUUUUGCACGUUUAAUAGAAGUUAAAGAUGGUACAAGGAUAAAGUUACAAUUAUGGGAUACAGCUGGUCAAGAGAGAUUUAGAUCAAUUACAAAGUCUUAUUACAGAAACUCUGUAGGAGCGCUUCUUGUAUAUGAUGUUUGUAAUAGAGCAAGUUUUGAGCAUAUUCCUCAAUGGAUGAUGGAAGCUCGCAGACACAUUGAACCGCAUCGUCCUGUGUUUGCUUUGGUAGGCUGUAAGUUAGAUCUAGUAACUAAUGGUGGUAGACGGGAGGUUUCAAAGGAGGAAGCUAGAGCAUUUGCUGAUGAACAUGGUGUACAUCAUAUUGAAACCAGUGCAAAGACUGGGGUAAAUGUUGAAGAAGCAUUUCGAACGGUUACACAGGAAGUUUAUAACAGGAUACAAACUGGCGAAUACAAGGUAGAAGAUGGAUGGGACGGUAUCAAAACUGGAUUUGCUAGGCCUGGGGGGUUAGAUUUUAAUCUAGUCGAGGCAGAACCAGCAAAGAGCUCGUGUUGUUAGGUUACUAUUUUGAUUGAAUUUUAGAAUAGCAAAAAAAAUUUAAGAAUGCAGAAGAAGUAGUUAUUUCAGAAAAAUAUAUGAAAUAUAUAAUUUAAUAAAUCAAUGCGCGCCUAUAUAAGCAUAUAAUUUACACUUAUGCUCGCUUAUAUGUUAUAUAUAUUAUGUAAAGUUAUUUAUUAAUAUAUAGAGAUUGCUGCAUAUUAUGAAACAUAAUUAUGUUUACUCAUUUGACAAAUAACUUCCUACUGCAUUCUUGUUUUAAGGGAAAGACUAACUUUUAUUGAAAAUUAUAGUUACAUAUAGGCUACACAUUUUUGUAUAUAACUUGUAUAAACAUCAGGUGACUAAUAAAAUUCAUAUAAUUUCCUAGAGUGGUAAUUAUACAUGAUAGAGAGAGAAUGAACAGACUUAUUUUCUCGAAAUGUAAGCAUCUUAGAAAACAUCCCCUACAGAAAAUAAAAUUGAGAAAAACUUAUAUAUAUGCAAAUACAUAUUUUAUGUAUAUUCUGAAUAUGCAUAUCUUGUCCAUUGUUCAAAUUGUGCCAAGUUUAUAUCUUAAAGUAUUCAUCCUAAAAAAA
Pogonomyrmex barbatus (red harvester ant) is the source of this 1495-nucleotide messenger RNA. RefSeq names its product RAS oncogene family member Rab39. Lineage: Eukaryota; Metazoa; Arthropoda; Insecta; Hymenoptera; Formicidae. Gene Ontology annotation, molecular function: GTPase activity; GTP binding. Gene Ontology annotation, biological process: Rab protein signal transduction. The record is from RefSeq and is a predicted model, not a curated record.